Messenger RNA from Colletotrichum orchidophilum, 1674 nucleotides. RefSeq names its product SWIB/MDM2 domain-containing protein. Gene Ontology annotation, cellular component: nucleus; SWI/SNF complex. The record is from RefSeq and is a predicted model, not a curated record. Lineage: Eukaryota; Fungi; Ascomycota; Sordariomycetes; Glomerellales; Glomerellaceae. Bases 1 to 1674 code for a protein of 557 amino acids. The transcript is spliced from 3 exons. Gene Ontology annotation, biological process: regulation of transcription by RNA polymerase II.
AUGCAGCCCCAGUACCGCCAAUACGCCGCCCAUGCUGGCGCACCGCAGGUUCCCCAGCGGGCUCCACAUGCCCCAAAUCAACGGAGAGGCGGCAUCGGUAUGCCCCGUUGCGCGACAAGUCCCAAAGUGCUCGAGGCGACAACAAUCGUGCUAACAAUGCCGCCCAAAGGUCCCAUCAUGCCUCCGGCUCACCAUGCUCAAGCAGCCAUGAACCAGGCCGCCAUGGCGCAGCACCAUCCGCCCGGCCAGGCCCUCACGAGCGAGCUCGCUAAGCGCCGCAGCCGAAAGCCUACCGACAAGACGCUGCCUGACGCCGUUGAGGACUGCAUCACGGAUGCCGAGGUCGCCCAGAGAUACAAAGACUUGCGCGACUUUGAGCGUCGCCUGGAUGCUGCAAUGACGCGCAAGCGACUAGACAUUGUCGAGACAGUUGGCCGCAACGCAAAGGUUAGUAGCCAGAGGUUACAUGACUGGGAGCCCCCUUCGUUACGCGCGACAACACCACUAAGUCUCGCCUUGCAGCACUACAAAACCCUUCGCAUCUGGAUCAGCAAUACAGUCGAGGACCAGGCAUGGCAAGGAAGUGGCCUUAGCGUUGAUAGCUUCGACUUCACUCCUAGCGCCGAGCCUUCUUACAGGGUCAAGAUCGAGGGACGUCUGCUUGAAGACGGAUCGGACAAUGGGUCAGAGGAGACUGACCAGAAGACACGUUCCAUAGAAGAGGAUGGCACGGCCGGCUCAAGGAGACAAAGUUCUGCGCCCGCAAGCCAGAAACACCGGCUUUCCCAUUUCUUCAAGGCGCUGAACGUCGAUUUCGACCGCACCCGGUCAAGGGCUGCAUCUGAUCAGACCGUGGAAUGGAAGAAGCUGACUUCGCAAACCCCGCAAAGCGCAGCGGCAGCUGGAGACUUCGACGAGUUUACCUUCAAGCGGAGCGGGGACGAGAACAUGAACAUCACGAUUAACCUUCAUCGCCAGGAGGAUCCGGAGCGAUAUCUGCUCAGCCCUGAGCUAGCCGCUGUUGUGGAUAUGACUGAAGCCUCCCGCCAAGAGGUCGUCCUCGCUAUCUGGGAGUACAUCAAGAUGAUGGGUCUUCAGGAAGACGAAGAGAAGCGCAACUUCCGCUGUGAUGAGCUCCUAAAAAAGAUUGUCAAUGGUAGCGAUACUGGAAUCAUCCCUAACUUGAAUGAUUAUAUCCAGCCGCAUCUGCAGCCUCUACCCCCGGUCAGCUUGCCAUACACAGUUCGUGUCGACGAGGAUUUCCAUAGAGAUGCUCAGGCCACCAUCUACGACGUGCGUGUGGCGGUAGAUGAUCCCUUACGGGCCAAGCUGGUGCCUUUUGUCACCACUCCUGCGUAUGCAAGCGCCCUCAAGGAGGUUAUUGCCAUGGACGAACAGCUCGCGACACUGAUCUCGGCCGUCGCCAGCUCUAAGGCGAAGCACUCAUUCUUCACGUCAAUGAGCCAAGAUCCCGCCAACUUUGUGAGGAAUUGGAUGAGUUCACAGAAGCGGGAUCUCGAGAUCAUCAUGGGUGAAGCAACAAGAGGAGGUGGCGAGGAUGCCGCGGGAGACGACUGGCGACGAGGUGGCAAGGACAGCGUUUGGACGACGUCGAACGCGCGCGAGAGCGUCAGUGUCAUGUUGGCUAAGCAGCCCCCGCAAGCUUCUAGAUGA